AUGACCGAGUCAGAGAGACCAGGAGCAUCAGAGAGGUCAUUCGAGGAACACGCAUUUACUUGUAACUUCGCAGGCAGACAGAGUACAGUUUCAGUUGGAAGGGAGAAAAUCGAUAUUGUGGAGUGUGCUGAUGUUAAGAAGCCUGCAAAGGUAGCAAAAUCUGAUCACAUCAUCCUGAGUGAUGUACUUUGUGCUAAAGUAACUGGUCAUUCUGAGGUGACCGUUCAUGUGAUACAAGGCACAAGCAAAGACAAGAAACUCACACUGAAACAAGUAAAGCUGUCCCUAAAUGAUACUGCACAGGUGGACACCCUCAUGAAGAAAACAAACGAUGCUAUCAAAGCAAUCACAGAAGGUGUCCGGCCAAGAAAAUUGUUGGCGAUAGUAAAUCCUAUAGGAGGAGGUCAGAUUGGGGAGAAGAUCUACACAACCAAAGCAGCGCCAUUAUUUGCCCUGGCAGGAAUAGAGAUAUUAAUGAAACUGUCUGAGAGACCUAAACAUGCGAUAGAACUUGCAAGGGAAACAGAUCUGAAAGAUUUUGAUGGAGUAGUGACAGUUGGCGGUGAUGGGACGUUCACAGAGGUGUGUAAUGGUCUUAUAGAAAGAAACCUCAAAGAUGGCGCUCCGAUUCUCCCAAUAGGAAUCAUUCCCGCAGGUACAGGGAAUGGAAUGGUUAAUGGAUUUUCGGGAAGUUAUGAUGUCACCGCAGCAGUGCUUACAAUUAUAAGGGGAUCUACCUACAAAAUAAACGCACUCGAGGUAAAAAGUGCUGGAGAUGUUAUCUACUAUGGGACCAUGUUGUUUGGCCUGGGGUUCUUUGGGCAGGUUAUUCACAAAGCAGAAAAGAAGAGACAUUUAAAGAAGUUACGUUAUCCAGUAACAAUGUUAACUGGCAUAAAGAACCUCCCGUCAUGCCGUGUAGAGCUUGACGUCAAAUACACUAACAAGGAUGGGGAGGAUUUGCAACCUUCGGAUUGGACCAAUGUUCGUGGGUCGUUCACAUCUGUCUCUUGCUUGCCUGCUCAACAUGUAGAUGAUGAGGGCUAUGUGACAUCAUCAGUAAGAAAUCCUUCGAUGGAUCUCACAUUCAUGCCUGAUGCGACAAGAAUGGAUAUGAUUCGAUACUUUAAUGACAUGAGGAAACAUCUUAUGUCUGGCGAAGAUUGGGUCCUUCGUGAACCAAUGUACAGUGCACCUUUUCGCCAAGUAAAGAUAAAAGCUGUGGAUCCAGAAAAUGAGUUAGCACGGUUGUUAAAUGUUGAUGGAGAGCCCAUCUUGUUAGACAAUCCAGAGUUCGAAAUAAGGCUGCUGCACAAACUAUUACCAAUUUACAGUCGCAGUUUACUCAAAUAA
Molecule: messenger RNA, 1353 nt
Organism: Owenia fusiformis
Lineage: Eukaryota; Metazoa; Annelida; Polychaeta; Sabellida; Oweniidae
Source: the annotation of a GenBank genome assembly